AAUCCACAUCAAAGCAUCCUGACCUUCUGCUCCUUCAUUCUCCUGCCGCAAUGGCGAAUGUGAACUCUCCUCGCCUCGACCAAUUGAGGAAAACCCUCCGUCCAUUGACAUUUGCUGUGUUUGCCGGUUCGCAAAUUCUUGAUAUCCUAAAUGUUACCGGCGUGACCUUUGCUCUACCAAGUAUCUCGGAGAAGUAUGGGAUCCCGGAGACGGAGGCUAGUUGGGUACUCUCUGCGUACUCGCUCACGUUUGGAUCUUUUUUGUUGAUAGCGGGAAGACUUGGUGAUGUGAUAGGGCAUCAUACGGUGUACUCCGUUGGUCUCCUUUUCUUCUCCAUCUGCUCUGCCAUCUGCGCUGGGGUCGACAACGUUAUAGCACUUUAUGUAGUGAGAGCACUUCAGGGUAUUGCAGCAGCGUGCACAAUCCCAACUUCCUAUGCACUCGUAGCAACCACAUUCACGGGGAAAAGCCAACAGAUGGCAAUUAGUGGUCUGGGUGCUUGUCAGGCUACUGGAGCCGUUGUCGGAACUCUAGUGGGUGGUGCCUUCACCACUACCUCUCUAGGUUACAAAGGACUCUUCUGGCUCUCCUUCGCCCUAUCGAUGAUAUUCGCGGUGCUGGCCUUCAUUCUCAUUCCCCCAAGUCCCACCAACUUCCCCAUGGCGAAGAGACUGGACUACCCGGGCGCGGUCUUUAUAACCGUUGGCGCCCUUCUCCUCGUCUUCGGCUUCACCGAAGCGCCCACAGACUGGCAGCAAGCAAAGGUGAUCGCACCCAUCGUCCUCGGAGGCGCAAUCAUCAUCUUCUUCCUCGUAUGGGAGGAAUUCAUUUUGGAGAAAUACUUCUCCUUGGAACCCCUGAUCCCCAGGAAAGUCUGGUCGUACCACAACUUCGGCCCCGUCCUGUCGAUAACCGGCUUCACCUACGCGACCUUCUUCAUAAUCCUCCUGAACGGCAGCCAGUUCCUCAUCCGCGUGCAGGAUAGGUCGCAAAUGACGGCCGCCAUCCAAUUCCUCCCGACCUCAGUCACAGCCCUGAUAGCCAUGUUCGCCCUGGGCGCGGCGUACGGCCGGGUGCCGCCAAAGUGGGUGAUAGCGGUGGGCGAGAUCCUGGCCAUCGUCGGUAUCCUCCUCUUCUCGCGCAACGAGGUGGACACCAACUUCUGGAGGUACACCUUCAGCGGCGAGGUCGUCAUGAUCAUCGGCAUGGCCGGCUACUUUGUCAAUUACCUCAACGUGGCCAUCUCCAGCGCGCCCAACGAGAUGCAGGGCCUCAUCGCGGGCAUCUUGCAGACGGCGGCGCAACUGGGCACCGCUCUGGGGUUUGCCAUCGCGAGCUCCCUGAUUCGUGGCGAGACGAGGGAGGAACUGAAGGAGGCUUACAGAAACUCGUUCUAUACCGCUAUCGCCUUUGCCGCCGCGAGCUUUAUCCUUGCCGUCCUGUUCAUCAAGAGUUCCAUGGUCCCCCAAGGGGAGAAAUCGGAGGAGGCGGAAGGUAUUGUGAGCGAAGGGAAGGCGGUCAGUGAUGGCGAGAGCACAACGGUAGGUACAGCAAUGGGGAGUAGGUAUCCGUCGGUGGAGAAGAGUGAGGUUUAAAGUGAGCAGUUUUUUUUCUUUCAAUUUCCCUGGUGUACUGUACUGUACUCCCGUCCAUCACAUUUUUUUUUUUUUUUUUUUGAAAACCAUGGAGGGGAGCUUCUCCUUUUUUUUUUUCUGUGAGCGUUUCUACUACCACGAUAGAUCAGAUUGUCUAUGACAUUUAAUAUCGCAGAGACAUGUUACGAUACCUAGAAUUGAGCUGGGAGGAAAGGGGGGGGGGGGCGGUUCCUAACCCCGGGGGACUGGGUUGAUACUUUUUGUUCAUCCCUAGCUAUACAAUAUGUUAACAUUAAAA
This is a messenger RNA of Tuber melanosporum (Perigord truffle), 1893 nucleotides long. RefSeq lists its product as uncharacterized. Bases 51 to 1595 code for a protein of 514 amino acids. Lineage: Eukaryota; Fungi; Ascomycota; Pezizomycetes; Pezizales; Tuberaceae. Gene Ontology annotation, molecular function: transmembrane transporter activity. The record is from RefSeq and is a predicted model, not a curated record. Gene Ontology annotation, biological process: transmembrane transport. Gene Ontology annotation, cellular component: membrane. The transcript is spliced from 3 exons.